GUCAUUACUUCCUUGGAGUCUCUCAAAGCAUUCCUGACAGUAGUCCUGCGGAGCAAGUGUCUUGACCUGGAGACAGCUAUCUCCCAUCUCUACCAUGGCCCUUACCAUGCUCAAUGGGUUUCUGAUCAAUGACUCGAGCCCACCUAUGCUGCUACUACAGCAGGUUAGCCAGACUCCCAAGGUGCAUUCUCUCAACUACCAGAGCUGCUUUAUGCAAGGACUCUUUGCGGCUUUCCCUGAGAUCCUGUUUAUCCACCGAACCUAUAACCCAAGGGGCAAGGUGUUAUAUACCUUCCUGGUGGAUGGACCUCAGGUACAGGUUGAGAAGCCUCUUGCCCGGGCAGUCUACUUUGCCAUCCCUGCCAAGGAGAACGCAGGAGGCUUGGCUCAGAUGCUCCAGGUGUUCAAGAAGCUUAACCCAGCAUGGGAGAGAAUCUGUACCAUCCUGGUAGAUCCCUACUUUGUCCUGCUGCCCACCCUGGCCAUGGAGUUCCCCGUAGCCGAGGUCAUGCUCUCGGCCUUCCACGUGUGUAAGUUCCUCCAGGGCAAGUUCUAUCAGCUGGAAUUGGAACAGCCAGUGAAGAAGCUGCUGCUGACCUCCCUGCAGAGCACCAUGCGCUUCACCACGGCGGGCAACCUGAAGCAGCUGCACUCGCUCCUGAGCAGCUCCGUCCCGCCCGCCCUCCUGCCCGAGCUCCACUCGCACUGGCUGCUCAACGAACGCAUCUGGCUGGCCCCCCGCUCCAGAAGCCAAGCCCAAAGCAACCACUACUUCCAGAGCCUCGAGGUCUCCGCCCGGAUCCUCAGUGAGACUUUUGGCAUCACCCCAUCUGAGAGGCAAGGCAUCACCUCUCUGUUUUCCUACCUGCAGCAGCACCCUGUAGACCAAGACCUGAGUCUCCCAAACCAUUGUACCGCCUCCCAUGGCAGCCCCAGAGUAGGGCAGUUAGUAGAAGCCAGCAUCCAGGACUCCCUCAGUGCCAUCUGCACAGAGCCCGCAGCCCAACUCUGCUUGGCCGAGCUGGCUGUGGUCCAGAAAUCCAUGCACCUCAUUGGUUGUGGCCCAGAAAAGAUGAACAUACAGAUCCUAGAGGACACCCACAAAGUGCAGCCCCAGCCCCCUGCCGGCUGCAGCUGUUACUUCCACCAGGCCUUCCACCUGCCCUGCCGCCACAUCCUUGCCAUGCUCAGCGCCCGCCACCAGGUGCUCCAGCCAGACAUGCUGCAGGCUCAGUGGUCUGCAGCCUGUGCCGCCGGCUUCGACAGCAUCCUGGGCAGCAGGUGGGAUGAGGCUCUGGAUAAGCAGCUGGCAGUGACUCUCCUCACAGAGGAGGUGGGCCAGCUCUUACGGCGCUGCAGUGAGGAGGAGUUUGAGCGGCGGCACAGCACCCUGAGGGAGCUGGCCGACAGCUGGAUUGGCCCUUAUGAGCAGGUGCAGCUGUGAUGACCCUUGAUACCCAGAUAUGCUCCUGCACCUGUGCAC
This is a messenger RNA of Perognathus longimembris pacificus (Pacific pocket mouse), 1483 nucleotides long. It is a transcript of the gene Zswim1, whose product is annotated as zinc finger SWIM-type containing 1. The transcript has a single exon. NCBI's taxonomy places the organism in Eukaryota, Metazoa, Chordata, Mammalia, Rodentia, Heteromyidae. Gene Ontology annotation, molecular function: zinc ion binding. The coding region runs from base 95 to 1444 and encodes 449 amino acids. The record is from RefSeq and is a predicted model, not a curated record.